ACGAACUUUCGAGAGUAGUGUGCGAUUUGGAGUUAAUCGAUGCGUGUUAAUUUGAUAUUUGUAAAAAGCGUUUGUAGCCUAAUUGGAAAUUUAGCUGGAAUUGCUAAAUUUAUCGCGGAAAUUAAGCGUUCCGUGAUUUUGCACUUAAACGAUAGAAUAAGCAGUUAUGAAAAUGGAGCAGCUGGAGACAGCGCUGACUGCUAUCAAGGUGCUUCGUUCUAACGUUGGACAAGUGUUUGACUCUCUUGGAAAUGGUUUACGGGCAGAACAUGGGGAAGAAAACAAAGAAUCAAAAUAUUUAUUUGAAUUACAGGAACUAUUGACCACUGUGAACUUAAAUUUAAGGGACGUAGAACAGGCGAUAAAUAGCUUAAAUCCCCCACCUGGUCCAUUUAAUUUAGCCAGCACAACCUAUCUUAAUCAGGAAACGACGCAAGAAAGACAAGCACUUUAUAGCACUCUUGUUAAUAGUUACAAAUGGACAGAUAAGCUUCAUGAAUACAGUAAUGUUGCAGGCACAUUGCUCAAUCAAAAUUCUCUAAAGAGAUCUUAUUAUGGUACAAGUAGAGCAAAGAAGGGAAAACAAAUAACCAGCAGUCAUAAUGUUCCUCAGGCGCAAGUCGAUUCCAUAAUAGCGUCAUGUGACCGAUUGUUCAAUGACAUGACGAUAUCCGUGUCUCGUCCAUUUGCGUCAAACGCGAUGUUACACGUUACACUGGGACAGGUUCUAAAAGCGGUGAUAGCAUUCAGAGGAUUGAUGAUAGAACGGGUAGUAGUCAAGGGCUAUAGCGAGACGAUGGAUCUGUGGACGGAAUCUAGAUAUAAAGUCUUUCGCAAAGUAACAGAAAACGCGCAUGCCGCAAUGCUGCACUUCUUUUCACCCACGUUACCCGAAUUAGCAGUGCGAUCAUUCAUGACAUGGUUUCAUAGUUUAAUCAAUUUGUUUAGCGAACCGUGCAAACGCUGCGGCUUGUAUUUGCACAGUGCGCUCCCUCCAACUUGGAGAGACUUCCGAACUUUGGAUGCUUAUCAUCAGGAAUGCAAGCCAUAAGAUGCAAGCUUUUCAAAACUAUAUGUCUUGCAUUUUACAAAAAUUAAAUAAUCUAUUCUUGCAGAUAUUUUAUUUAUAAUGUACAGUGAUAAAAUUUAGUGUCAUUUGACAUAUUUUUUCUGAAGACAUUUGUCGAGAUUUGAAGGGUUGUAUAUAUUAAAACCAUAAAAGUGUGAAAAUAAAAUACUUUUAUCUACUGCAA
Molecule: messenger RNA, 1253 nt
Organism: Pogonomyrmex barbatus (red harvester ant)
Lineage: Eukaryota; Metazoa; Arthropoda; Insecta; Hymenoptera; Formicidae
Gene: MED27
Product: mediator complex subunit 27
Biological process (GO): regulation of transcription by RNA polymerase II
Cellular component (GO): mediator complex
Molecular function (GO): transcription coactivator activity
Source: RefSeq, a predicted model, not a curated record